AUGACUAAUGGCUAUAGUUCUAUCCUCGUAGUCACCAGUGCAUUAUCUAUGCUUCAACUUCGGAGAGUUAUCGAAGGUGUCCAUCCUUCAAUCAAAGGGGAAGUGUGGGAGUUCUUGCUAGGUUGCUAUGAUCCUAACAGUACACUUGAAGAACGGAAUGAGCUCAAGCAACGCAGGAGGGGGCAGUAUGAUAUGUGGAAAGCUGAAUGUCAAAAGAUGGUCCCAGUCAUUGGUACAGGGAAAUUUAUUACUACACCUCUCAUUGAUGAUGAAGGUAAUCCAACAGAUCCUUCUUUGAUAGGUGUCCAUCUUUCAGACAAGAAAGUUGUGCAGUGGAUGCAGUUAUUACAUCAGAUUGGCCUGGAUGUUGUCCGAACAGAUCGAGCACUUGUCUUUUAUGAGAGUGAAGAUAAUCAAGCAAAACUUUGGGAUGUGCUAUCAAUUUAUGCUUGGUUGGACAAUGAUAUUGGUUAUGUACAAGGAAUGAAUGAUAUUUGCUCACCUAUAAUUAUUCUUAUUGAGAAUGAAGCAGAUUGCUACUGGUGCUUUGACCGUGCCAUGCGAAGGAUGAGAGAGAACUUCAGGUGCAGUGCAAGUUCAAUGGGGGUCCAAUCCCAGUUAUCUACACUCUCACAGAUAAUAAAAACAGUUGAUCCAAAGCUUCAUCAUCACCUUGAGGAUUUAGACGGAGGAGAGUAUCUUUUUGCAUUUCGCAUGCUUAUGGUUCUUUUCCGAAGAGAAUUUUCUUUUGCAGAUACUUUAUAUCUUUGGGAGUUGAUGUGGGGCAUGGAAUACAACCCAAACAUCUUCGCAAUGUAUGAGGAUCCAGAUAAUAAGACAAAAGGUCCCUCACCUCCAGCAAAUGACAAAAUUUUGAAGCAAUAUGGAAAAUUUGAGAGAAAAAAUGUGAAGACUGGCCAUGUAGAGGAAAAUAGUGCACUGGCCGUUUUUCUUGUUGCAAGUGUUCUUGAGAUCAAGAAUAGGCGGAUUUUAAAUGAGGCUAAGGGUGUCGAUGAUGUUGUCAAGAUCUUGGGUGACAUCACCUCAAAUCUUGAUGCUAAAAAAGCAUGCACUGAAGCACUGAAAAUUCAGAAAAAAUACCUGAGCAAGGCCAAGAAGCCAUGA
This is a messenger RNA of Sphenostylis stenocarpa, 1125 nucleotides long. The record is from the annotation of a GenBank genome assembly. NCBI's taxonomy places the organism in Eukaryota, Viridiplantae, Streptophyta, Magnoliopsida, Fabales, Fabaceae.